Molecule: messenger RNA, 2289 nt
Organism: Colletotrichum gloeosporioides
Lineage: Eukaryota; Fungi; Ascomycota; Sordariomycetes; Glomerellales; Glomerellaceae
Product: Obg-like ATPase 1
Exons: 9
Coding region: 1-2289 (762 amino acids)
Biological process (GO): transmembrane transport
Cellular component (GO): cytoplasm; membrane
Molecular function (GO): ATP binding; ATP hydrolysis activity; channel activity
Source: RefSeq, a predicted model, not a curated record
AUGCCUCCCAAGAAGAUUGAAGUUGUCAAGGACAAUGUCGUCGCGUUCGGCAGGGUAAGCAAGAACCUGAAGAUGGGAUGCGUCGGUCUGCCCAAUGUCGGAAAGUCGAGUCUCUUCAACCUCUUGACCGAGCAGAGCGCCGCUGCGGAGAACUACCCGUUUUGUACCAUUGAGCCCAACGAGGCGAGAUGUGCUGUCCCCGACGCUCGAUACGACUUUCUCUGUGAUCUGUGGAAGCCGCCGUCCAUGUACCCUGCGUACCUCCAGGUCACGGAUAUUGCUGGCCUGAUCAAGGGUGCUUCUCAAGGUGCUGGACUCGGAAAUGCCUUCCUGUCUCACAUCCAGGCCGUGGACGGCAUGUACCACAUUGUCAGAGCGUUCGACAACGAUGAAGUCUUGCAUGUCGAUGACUCGGUUGAUCCCGUCCGUGACUUGGACACCAUCCAGAGCGAGCUUUGCAAGAAGGAUCUUGACAUUCUGGCGAAGACCAUCGUCGCUGAGGAGCAGAUUGUUAGAAAGGCAGGUGGCAAGUACAAGAUGCUGCCUCUCUUUACAGAGACAACGACAAAGAUCAAGGAGAUGCUGGAGAAGGACCAGCCAGUCAGAGACGGAAGCUGGACGCCGGCCGAGAUCGCCCUCAUCAACGAGAAGAUCCAGCUCAUCACCACCAAGCCCGCAAUCUACCUCGUCAACCUGACAAUGAAGGACUACCUCAGACAGAAGAGCAAGUACCUGCCGGCCAUCGCCAAGUGGGUCACCGAGCACGGAGGCGUCCCCCGCGACAUCAUCCCCUUCUCCAUCGAGUUUGAGGAGAAGCUCCACAGCAUGAAGGAUGAUCCUGCUGCGCAAGCUGAGUUCCUCAAAGAGAGCAAGGUCAAGUCAAAGCUGGACAAGAUCGUCACCGAGGGAUUCACCAAGCUUGGCUUGCAAUACUACUUCACUGCUGGUGAGAAGGAGAUCAGAUGCUGGACCAUCCCGAGAGGUUGUCUCGCACCGCAGGCUGCUGGCGCUAUCCACAGCGACUUCGAGAGGGGGUUCAUUAAGGCUGAAGUGGUUGCCUACCAAGACUUCCACGAUCUUUGUGAAGGUGGCAAGUCCAUGGGCCCGAUCAAGGCUGCUGGAAAGUAUCGCCAAGAAGGAAAGUCCUAUCCCGCCACACCGCUAUCCCCGACGCGAAACAUCGCCACCAUGUCUCCCGCAUCCUCAAUCCACGAUCCGGGCGACCCAACGCAGCCACUUCUCGCCAACCAGCGCCGCCGCACCAGCACAUUCAACUUUUUGCCUAGAUUCAAUGGGGAACGUCGCGUAUCACCCUUGGCGGUGAGACGCGCUUCCCUGCAGGAAGUCCACCCGCAUCAUGAAGAUGUCGAGCCCGUCCUCCCAGCCGCGCCCGUCGCCGCUCACGAGGAAACCCGCCUGCACAAGCCUCAAUGGGCUUUGAGCGAUAGACCACCCAACACAUGGGCCCAGAUCCGUCAUUACUGGCGUGAAGAGUUUGCCGAAUUCUGGGGCACCUUCAUGAUCCUGCUCUUCGGCGCCGGAGUCGAGUGCGAGACGCGUCUCAACUACAAAGGCUCCGACAUCCGCUCCAACGCCGGCGACUUCCUGCAGUGCCGUCUCGCCUGGGCAGCCGGCGUGUCCAUGGCCGUGUGGAUGUCCGGCGGCGUCUCGGGCGGACACUGCAACCCGACCGUGACCGUCGCCCUCGCCCUCUUCCGCGGCUUCCCCUGGCGCAAGGUUCCCGGCUUCCUCAUCGCCCAGGUCCUCGGCGCCACCCUGGCCAGUCUCGCCGUCUACCUCAACUACUCCACCAGCAUCGCCGCCUACGAGGGCAGCACGAAUCGCACCCUCGUCGGCGAGCACGCCACCGCCGGGCUGUUCUUCACGUUCCCCGCCGCGGGUCUCCCGUAUCUGGGCGCGUUCUACACCGAGUUUCUCGCGUCUGCGGUGCUGAUCGCCAUUGUGUUUGCGCUGGCUGAUAAGAAUAAUUUGUCUCCGCCCAAGGGCACACAGCCAUUCGCUAUGUUUCUGGCGCUGUUGGCGAUCGGCUCCGCUUUGGGCAUCAACACUGGGUAUGCCAUGAACGGCGCCCGUGAUACCGGCCCGCGUAUUGCGCUGGCCAUCGUCGGCUACGGGUCUGCUGUUUUUACGCAUGACUACUACUACUGGCUGUGGGCUCCUUGGGUCGCUGCGAUCAUUGGCGGUGUUGUAGGUGCUUGUGUGUACGAUGGUUUCGUGUAUACCGGAAGGGACUCGCCUUUCAACAUUCCCCGCAAAGAGGAUGAUUGA